UUUAAAUAAUAAAUAAACGUACAAAAUUUUCUGAAGCAGAACUAUAAGUCAACGGAUAAGCACCUGGAAGAAAGAGAAACAACCGUCGUCAGCUGUCGUGUCCGGCGGCAUCUCCACCUGUCGCCACCGGCUGAAAAGAGCAAAAACCAUCGUCAUCAACCACCGCGUCAGCCGGGCACUCCAUCGGUAACUAACGCUUCAGCUGCCGGAAGUAGAAAAAAAAAUGUCCAUUUUGCACUCGCCAUCUCUCAUUUUCAACACUAAACCCACCAUUAAACCCUACUACCUUACUUCAUUUCUUCCUUAUUCUUCAAUCUCGAACUUUAGAUUUAGAAAAUUUACAGUUCAUUCAUCCUUUUCAUUAUUUAAUGAUCCUCAAGAUUUUUUUGUACCAAAAUCUCCGGGCAGUAAACCCAAACAAAACGACAGAAAUUCUGAUGAUAAACAAAUCUCAUUUGUUGACGAGUGGGGACAGAGGUCGGAACCGGAUACCCGACCCGUAACGAAGUUACCAGAAUCGGAUCCUCCUAUAAAUGAUGACGAAUGGGGCAGAGGAGCUGAACUAGUGGGGAGCAGCAACAAUCCAGUAAUUGAAGAUGAGUGGGGCGAGAAGUCGUAUCCGGAGCCCUGUCCCGCUCCGACAGUGUCGGAUUCGGAUCCUCCUAUAGACGAAGACGAAUGGAUCGGAGCUAAGCCAGUUCAAAAUGAGAGCGUUUCUGAUAACAAAACAGUGUCGGAUCCGGAGCCCCGACCCGUAACGCGAUUACCAGAUUCGGAUCCUCCGAAAGUUGAAGAUGAGAGGGUUGCAGAGCUGAAAAGGUGCUUAAUGGACACGGUUUAUGGGACGGAUUUUGGGCUCAGGGCCUCAUCGCAUAUUCGGGCCGAGGCUCUGGAGCUGGUUUCUCAGUUGGAGGCAGCAAAUCCAACUCCAAGCCCAGUUGAAUCACCUGAAUUGCUUGAUGGGAACUGGAUUUUAGUGUUUACGGCAUUUUCUGAGCUGUUACCUCUUCUAGCUGUGGGCAUCAUUCCUUUGUUGAAGGUAGAAAAGAUUAGCCAAGCGAUUAGUACAAGCAACCUUACCAUAGAGAACUCAACUACAUUAUCAAGCCCUUUUGCCACCUCUUCUUUCAGUGCAAAUGCUGCCUUUGAAGUUCGAAGCCCGUCAAGGAUACAGGUUGAAUUCAAAGAAGGGACAGUUAAUCCUCCAGAGGUUAAGUCAAAAAUAAAUCUGCCAGAAAACGUUGAUAUCUUUGGCCAAAAAAUAAGUUUGUCGCCUCUACAACAAUCAUUUGGUCCUAUGGAAAAUGCUGUGGCAGGUAUAGCCCGAGCUAUUUCUGGUCUGCCUCCUCUAAAAGUUCCGAUUCCAGGUGAGAGGACAAAGUCUUGGCUCAUUACAACAUACCUAGACAAGGAUCUUCGGAUCUCAAGAGGAGAUGGUGGGCUAUUUGUUCUUGUUAAGGAAGAGAGUUCUCUUAUAGACCAGUAGCAAGGUUUGAUCUCUCUAUAAUGUAUAGUGAUAUAGUCUCUUAUAGACCAGUAGCAAGGUUUGAUCUCUCUAUAAUGUAUAGUGAUAUAGUCUAUCGGAAACAGCCUCUACCUUGACAAGGUAAGGGGUAAGGUAUGGUACACAUCUCUCUAUACUGUAAUGAUAUAUGGAGGUAGAGUAUACAACAUAUUAUUUGUAAAGGGAGAUACAUCCCACAUUUUUAUGUAUAAGAUGCCAUUUGUGUAGGCAUUACUCACAGAGGAAGGAACCAAAAAUUGGAAAUGAACAACAUUUGAAUCUAAUAUGAUGUUAUUUUGAA
This is a messenger RNA of Nicotiana attenuata, 1805 nucleotides long. Its product is annotated as plastid lipid-associated protein 3, chloroplastic-like. The record is from RefSeq and is a predicted model, not a curated record. NCBI's taxonomy places the organism in Eukaryota, Viridiplantae, Streptophyta, Magnoliopsida, Solanales, Solanaceae. The coding region runs from base 224 to 1486 and encodes 420 amino acids. The transcript has 3 exons.